AGCGGCGAGAUGAGAGAAAGCCUCGAGAUGAAGGCAGGGGAGGGUGGUUAUUUAGCGUAAAAAUAACAGUUUAGACACAGUUGAAUUAAUUUUCAAAAAGAGACUACAACAGUCUCCACAAGGAAGAGUCUUGUAUUACAUUUACAUAUAUAGACUCAGUCAGCACUGGAUAUUUGGGGUGUUACAGAACCGUCACCAUGGCAACAGAUAUCAGCUCUCCUCCCCGUUUCUUCCAUAUGCCUCGGUUCCAGCACCAAGCGCCUCGGCAGCUGUUCUACAAGAGGCCAGACUUUGCCCAGCAGCAGGCUAUGCAGCAGCUCACAUUUGAUGGCAAGCGCAUGAGGAAAGCUGUCAACCGCAAGACCAUUGAUUAUAAUCCUUCUGUCAUCCGAUAUUUGAAGAAUCGGUUGUGGCAACGAGAUCAUCGAGACUUCCGUGCUAUUCAACCAGAUGCAGGCUGCUACAAUGACCUUGUUCCUCCAGUUGGUAUGCUUAAUAACUCUAUGAAUGCUGUUACGACAAAGUUUGUCAGAACCUCCACCAACAAAGUCAAAUGCCCUGUGUUUGUUGUACGGUGGACUCCUGAAGGCAGGCGACUUGUGACAGGUGCUUCCAGUGGGGAGUUUACUUUGUGGAAUGGGCUCACUUUUAAUUUUGAGACAAUUCUACAGGCUCAUGACAGCCCUGUCAGGGCAAUGACCUGGUCUCACAAUGACAUGUGGAUGUUGACUGCUGACCACGGAGGUUACGUGAAGUACUGGCAGUCCAAUAUGAAUAAUGUCAAGAUGUUCCAGGCUCACAAGGAGGCGAUUAGAGAGGCCAGUUUCUCUCCUACGGAUAAUAAAUUUGCCACUUGCUCUGAUGAUGGAACUGUACGCAUCUGGGACUUUCUGCGCUGUCAUGAGGAAAGAAUUCUGAGAGGUCAUGGAGCGGACGUGAAGUGUGUUGACUGGCAUCCAACUAAGGGUUUGGUGGUAUCCGGCAGCAAAGACAGCCAGCAACCUAUCAAGUUCUGGGACCCGAAGACAGGACAGAGUUUGGCAACACUACACGCACAUAAAAACACAGUCAUGGAAGUGAAGUGGAACCUGAAUGGCAACUGGCUGUUGACAGCAUCACGUGACCAUUUAUGUAAACUGUUCGACAUUCGCAACCUCAAAGAGGAGCUGCAAGUUUUUAGAGGACAUAAGAAAGAAGCCACAGCUGUGGCCUGGCACCCAGUUCAUGAAGGCAUGUUUGCCAGUGGAGGCUCUGAUGGAUCGCUGCUGUUCUGGAAUGCAGGUGUGGAGAAGGAGGUUGGUGGUAUGGAGAUGGCUCAUGAAGGAAUGAUCUGGAGUCUAGCCUGGCAUCCACUGGGCCACAUCUUGUGCUCGGGGUCCAACGACCACACCAGUAAAUUUUGGACCAGGAAUCGGCCAGGUGACAAGAUGCGGGACAGAUACAAUCUAAAUCUGUUGCCAGGGAUGUCAGAAGAUGGGAUGGAAUAUGAUGACAUGGACACCAAUAGUGUUGCAGCCAUUCCUGGCAUGGGAAUCCCAGAACAAAUGAAGGCUGCCAUGGAACAAGAGCAAACUGGUAAAGAGAUGAUGGCAGAGUCUGAGCUGAGCAUCCCAGGGCUGGACUGGGGAAUGGAGGAGGUCAUGCAGAAGGACCUGAAAAAGGCCCCGACCAAGAAAGUUCCUUAUGCAAAACCCAUUCCAGCUCAGUUUCAACAGGCUUGGGCGGAGAAUAAGGUUCCAGCGAUGCCUCCUGGAGAGGUUCCAAAGGAGAGGAAAGAUGAAAAGAAGGUCGAUAGCAAGAAGAAGACUCAAGCAGAAAUUGAGCAGGAGAUGGCUGCACUGCAGUAUACAAACCCAAUGCUACUGGAGCAACUGAAGAUUGAAAGAAUGGCGCAGUUACAAGAGCAAGGAAUGCCUCCCUUUCCAGGUCAGGGAGGUCCAAUGCCCCCUUCGCCACAAGGCUUUUCUCAAUCUAUGCCUUCCCAACAGAUGCCUCACAACAUGCCUCCAAUGGGCCCAGGUGGCCCAAUGCCUAGUGGUCCAUUCAUCCCUCCAGGCCAGAUGGGUCCAGCCGGACCUCCUAUGCACCAAGGUCACCCUCCACAGGGCAUGAUGGGACCUCCAGACAUUCAUGGACCUCCACGUCAUCCUGGCCCUCACAGGAACAUGGGACCACAGGGACCUCCUGGCAUGCCUUCGGGCCCCAGAGGCAUGCAGGGACCUCCUCCUGGAGGAAUGCCUCCAGGGUCUGGUGGACCUCCAGGUGGUAUGAUGGGACCACCACCACGAGGACAGGGGCCGCCCCAGGGUGGAAUGAUGCAUCAGGAAAUGAGGGGACCUGUGCCUCACGGAAACAUGAUGGGCCCUCAGGGGGCCAUGCCAGGGGGUAUGAUGGGGCCUCCACCCAGGACUCAUGGCAAUAUACAGGGCAUGGGAAACAUGCAUGGGAUGGGGCCUCCUCCAGGGGGGAUGCAUGGGCCACCAAACAACAUGCAGGGUCCUCCACCAUACAUGCAAGGCAAACCCCCACACAUGGGUGAUGGAAAUAGAGGACAGUUCAACCAGGGCCAGAAUCCUGGGCCUCAGUCAAUGAUGCAUGGUAUGGGGCAGCAGGGUCCUAAGGGGAAAGAUGGUCCUCGGGGUCCACCUAACCAUCAUAUGGGACCCACACCUGAGCGACAAGGCCCAGGAGGACCUGUUCAGGGCUCUGAUGUGGGCCAAUACUGGGGUGAGGAGGGAGGCUAUCAAGAGGGCUGGAGAAGGGGUCCUGGGGGUCCUGGCCAGGAAUACACGGGAGACCCCAGGGGCCACAGAGGAGGUGGCCCCGGAGGCCAAUGGGAGGGCCAAGAAAGAUUUCCAUCACAUGAUGGAGAGUUCAUGGGCCACGACGGGUAUGAUGGGUAUGAGGGCUCUGGUGAGGAGUUUGACCAAAGGCAAAGACGGCCACCGCAUGGAGAUGACUCAUACAGGAGGGGUGGUCCAAGUGGGUGUGGUGGAAUAGGGGGCUUCCAAGAGGAGUAUGGUGGAGAUGAGAGCUUUGAGUCUCAAGAAGACAUGGGCCAAGGUUGGGGAGGUAGAGGAAGAGCACGUGGCGGGCCACCAAGAGGAGGUGGUGUUGGAAGAAAGGGCCUUCUCCCAACUCCUGAUGAUUAUCCCUCUCACUUUGAAGGAGGAAGAAACCAGGAGGGCUGGGAGGGAGGGCCAGAUGCAGGUCAUGAGGGCUAUCGUGAUGGCCAACGGCCAGACCACAAUAUACAUGACAGUCCCUCCCCAGCCAGUAGAGAGCGCUCUUCUUCACUACAGGGCAUGGAUAUGGCCUCACUGCCACCACGCAAACGGCCAUGGCAUGACGGUCCUGGCACCGGUGACAUGGAUUCACCUGCCGUAGUACCUGAGGACAGAGUGGCAGGUCGACCGCCACCAAGAGAUGAAGGGGGGUAUGGGCCCCCAUCACGGGGAGGACGAGGUGGUUGGGGCCGUGGUGGGCCUACUAACCCAGGUGGUCCUGGUCCCAGCCCAACUGCAAAUCCGUUGGUCAGGCGAGGGGCUCCACGCGGUGUCAUGAGGGGUGGUCGCGGCCGGUAGGAAAGG
Messenger RNA from Xyrauchen texanus (razorback sucker), 3590 nucleotides. RefSeq names its product pre-mRNA 3' end processing protein WDR33-like. NCBI's taxonomy places the organism in Eukaryota, Metazoa, Chordata, Actinopteri, Cypriniformes, Catostomidae. Bases 198 to 3584 code for a protein of 1128 amino acids. The transcript has 23 exons. Gene Ontology annotation, molecular function: protein binding. The record is from RefSeq and is a predicted model, not a curated record. Gene Ontology annotation, cellular component: mRNA cleavage and polyadenylation specificity factor complex.